AUGGGAGAUGGCGCACCAGAGCAAUUUUUAAUGCGUUCGCGCGCUGCUCGCACCUCGUCGAAUGAAGGACUAAACGACACGCCGACAUAUAAGGAUAUUGUAUAUAUUGAAAGGAAAGUGAAGCAUGGGGACACUUUGAAUAAAUUAGCAAUUAAAUACCAAGUAAAUGUUGCUGAGAUAAAAAGAGUUAAUAAUAUGGUAAGCGAACAGGAUUUUCUAGCGCUAUCAAAAGUGAAAAUACCGGUGAGCAGGAUGCGAGUUGCGCUUGGAUUAACAUCAACUAGCAGUCAAGAUGAAGAUGAAGAAGACGAGAAUGUUCUAAUUGAUAUUGACGAUCGGACAAAAUUACUACAAGGCGAUUCAAAAUCGAGAGAUACUAGCGUAGAAGAUAUUUUUCACAAAACUGAUAUUAAUAUAGCACAAGUUCGCGAAGCUCUUCCAGAAGACGGUGCUCCAGCCGGCUCAUUUCAUUUCGUCACUGCCAGCGCUCCAAGUUCGCCAACAAUUUCCGUAUGGGCCGUCGUGCUCGGCGUGCUUCUCAUCUUCUGCAUUCUUCCGCUGGUGCUCACCUUCUACGAAGAGCACGAAGAAGCCGUUCAUCAUCAUCACACAACGCAUUCCUAA
Caenorhabditis bovis is the source of this 624-nucleotide messenger RNA. The record is from the annotation of a GenBank genome assembly. NCBI's taxonomy places the organism in Eukaryota, Metazoa, Nematoda, Chromadorea, Rhabditida, Rhabditidae.